AUGGGAGGGGUAUUAUUACUUCUAGGCCUAUGCCUAGUCAUGGCGUUGGCGUCAUUCCUUGCCGGAGCGCUGCCCCUUUCAAUGUCUCUUUCACAAUCACAGCUUCGACUGCUCUCGAGCGUCGGUGUUGGAAUAUUGGUCGGGACUUCACUUAUAGUCAUUAUCCCCGAAGGAAUCGAGGCUGCAACCGCGCCUGGGGAGGCUGCUCAUAUGCAUCGAGUUCGAAGCCUGGUGCGCCGAACCCCCUGGAGCCACGCCGCACUUACACGCGGACUCCCCGAGUCAAUUGUCACAAUAAGCACCGGCUCAAUCGAGAAACGAAACGACGAGUUGGACACCGAAGCGCUUGUCCGUCGCAUUAUAAAUGCAGCAGCGAGGAAUGGCCGAGUCAAGCGUGCAGAUAUCGAGGCCGCCAUUGAAGCGACAGGUGACGAUGCUCCAGCCAUCCCAGGAGCCGGCGAUGCCGCAAAAGAUAGCACUACCGAUAACAAGGGAUCUGAAAAGGCGGAGAGUGGGAAGGAAGGCCAACAGAACCAUGACGGAGACCAUGAAGCGCAACAUGAUCAUGAGCAUGAGCAUGAGCAUGAACAGGAGCAUGAGAAAGAGGAAGCGCACGAACAUGCUGUUCCCACAUUCGAAAUCGGCUUCUCGUUGAUUCUGGGUUUUUUGUUAAUGUUCCUGAUUGAUCGACUGCCGCGCCAUGCGACAGAGAGUCUUCACUCUACACCCCAGACCCGCCAUAUCAGUCUCGACAACCUCAACGGUGAUUCUGCCUCCGUUGACGAAGAGGCGGAUGGGUUCCUGGGAUCCCUGACACCCACUCCGCGUCGAGCGCGCAGCUUGGCAACGACCACUGGAUUGGUUAUUCACGCCGCCGCCGACGGAAUUGCAAUGGGUGCCUCGUCGACUACUUCAGAUAUGAAGCUUGGCUUCAUUAUCUUUGCGGCCAUUAUGAUUCACAAGGCUCCUGCUGCCUUUGGCCUAACUUCACUUCUUCUCAAGCAGGGUCUUUCGAAGCGAGCUGCUCGAGGACAUCUUAUUGUAUUCAGUUUGGCUGCACCGUUUGGUGCAUUGACAACAUGGACAUUGAUCACUCUGCUAGGUGGUGGUAAGGUUGAGAGUGACCAUUGGUGGACCGGCAUGCUACUCCUCUUCUCUGGUGGCACGUUUUUAUAUGUUGCUAUGCAUGCGAUGCAAGAGGAUACUACCCCCCAUACUCAUGACCACGGCAUCAACGGCUAUGCAGAUAGUAAUGCCACGGCACAGCGGAAACCAAAGGGACCGCAGAUGCGUGAUACACUGGCCACCAUGGGUGGUAUGCUGGUACCACUGCUUACACAGUUUGGCCACCACCACUAA
Fusarium proliferatum ET1 is the source of this 1359-nucleotide messenger RNA. Its product is annotated as related to ATX2-Putative Golgi transporter involved in homeostasis of manganese ions. The record is from RefSeq and is a predicted model, not a curated record. Gene Ontology annotation, cellular component: membrane. The transcript is spliced from 4 exons. Gene Ontology annotation, molecular function: metal ion transmembrane transporter activity. Bases 1 to 1359 code for a protein of 452 amino acids. Gene Ontology annotation, biological process: transmembrane transport; zinc ion transport. NCBI's taxonomy places the organism in Eukaryota, Fungi, Ascomycota, Sordariomycetes, Hypocreales, Nectriaceae.